Molecule: messenger RNA, 2360 nt
Organism: Populus euphratica (Euphrates poplar)
Lineage: Eukaryota; Viridiplantae; Streptophyta; Magnoliopsida; Malpighiales; Salicaceae
Gene: FUT11
Product: fucosyltransferase 11
Exons: 7
Coding region: 362-1933 (523 amino acids)
Cellular component (GO): membrane
Molecular function (GO): fucosyltransferase activity
Source: RefSeq, a predicted model, not a curated record
CCCCCCCCCCCCCGGUCCACACACGCUAUCAACUGCUAAUAAAUAAAAUAUCCAAAGAUUUCAACUUUCUCCGGUGACUUUGAACAAGGAGAAGGGGACCAAAAUACCCUAAUAGCCCACAAAGUCUUGUUACCUGAAAAUUUCAUCCUCCUUUCAAGCCAAAGAAACGCAUGAAACAAAAACCUUAAAAAACCAAAGCCUCAUUUAAUGAUGUUUCUCUGUUCUUUUUUAUUUUGGGGUGAGACACACAAAUAACAGCUUCACCACCUAAAAUCAUCAAACAAAGAAAGAAAAAAAGAACUUCCCUUUUUAAUACUUGUUCUUCGUUUCUACAUUUGUUAUAAAAAGGGAUUUUUGCUUGAUGGGUGUUUUGACAAAUCUAAGAGGAUCAAGAGCUGCAACAGCAUCACAAGAAGGGUUGCCUGUAUCAGAUGGGUCACCAUCAAAUUCCACUCAAGUUUCAAUCUUUAAAAUGAAGUGGUCAAAUUUUUUGCCAAUUUUUGUUGCUCUUGUGGUGAUAGCAGAGAUCGCCUUUCUGGGUCGUCUUGAUAUGGCUAAAAAUGCCGAUUUAGUUGAUUCCUGGGCUGAUAGUUUUUUCUACAGGUCAACUAUAUCUGCUGAUAUGGUGGAAAGUGGUGAUUUUGGAUCGGAAACAGUGAAUAUGGAUAAAACUAAGAGAACUUCGGAGUCAGAUAGCUGUGUGGAGUGGUUAGAAAAAGAGGAUGCUGUGGUUUAUUCAAGAGAUUUUGAUAAAGAUCCCGUUCUGGUCGCUGGAGCGGAAAAGGAGUGGAACACAUGUGGGGUGGAAUGUCAGUUUGGAUUUAACCCCGGUAAAAAGCCAGAUGCUGGAUUUGGCGUACCUCAACAAAGUGGAACAGCUAGUGUGUUAAGGUCGAUGGAAUCAGCUUCCUACUAUGCAGAGAACAAUAUUGCUCACGCACGACGAAGAGGAUAUGAUGUUGUAAUGACAACGAGUCUCUCCUCAGAUGUGCCAGUUGGAUAUUUUUCCUGGGCUGAGUAUGAUAUCAUGGCACCAGUGCAGCCAAAGACUGAGAAAGCACUAGCAGCUGCUUUCAUUUCCAAUUGUGGUGCUCGCAACUUCCGCUUGCAAGCACUUGAUGCACUUGAAAGGUCGAACAUCAACAUAGAUUCCUAUGGUAACUGCCAUCGGAACCAUGAUGGAAGAGUGGAUAAAGUAGAGACUCUGAAGCGUUACAAAUUUAGCUUGGCUUUUGAGAAUUCCAAUGAGGAGGAUUAUGUCACAGAAAAAUUCUUCCAAUCUCUUGUUGCUGGAACCAUACCUGUGGUAGUUGGUGCUCCAAAUAUUCAAGAUUUUGCUCCUGCACCUAACUCAAUUUUACAUAUCAAGGAGCUAGAAGAUGUUGAUUCAAUUGCGAAGACUAUGAAAUACCUUGGAGAAAAUCCUGAUGCCUACAAUCAAUCAUUAAGGUGGAAAUACGAGGGCCCAUCUGAUUCUUUCAAGGCCCUGGUAGAUAUGGCAGCAGUACACUCAUCAUGCCGUCUUUGCAUUCACCUCGCUACCAUGAUUCGGAAGAAAGAGGAAAAUAGCCCAGGGUUUAAGAGGCGUCCCUGCAGAUGCACCAAAGACUUAGAGACCGUGUAUCAUUUAUAUGUAAGAGAGAGAGGAAGAUUUGAGAUGGAGUCCAUCUUCUUGAGGUCUGGCAAUCUAACUGUAAAUGCUCUAGAGGCUGCUGUGCUCAAGAAGUUUAAGUCGUUGAAGCAUGUGCCCAUCUGGAAGCAGGAAAGACCUGAAAGCAUAAGGGGAGGAGACGAUUUUAAAGUUUACAGAGUGUACCCUGUAGGCAUGACACAGAGGCAAGCUCUGUACUCUUACAAAUUCAACACUGAUGAUGAUUUCAAGAAUCACUUGGAAGUCAACCCAUGUGCAAAGUUUGAGGUGAUAUUUGUCUAGGACGAUUUCUGAAUUCUGACGACCACGAUUGCUAAUUUUGAGCUUCUUGUUAAAAUGUGUGCAAGGAAGUCAAGUUGACUUGUUUGGAGGGUUGCUUCCAUCCUUUUCCGUUGGCCUCCUUGUAUCUGAUGUUUUGCAUAAGCAAUGAAGUGCUAUAGCUUGCUGGAAAGUUGGGUUAUUUGGGGUAAACCCUUCACUGACCUUGGUGAUGCAUGGUGAAUCAUUUAAGAUAUUCUUCUGAUUUGACAUAGCCUUAACUCGACCUUGUCGAAGUUGUCUUUGGUGAGGCAUAGCAAUCUCAACUCCCAGAAAUCUAUUUGUAAACGCUGUUUUCGAUAGUGUUCUUAGCAAUGCACUGUUGUGAGAAUUUCUCGUCAGAUUUUAGAUUGCUGAUAUAUCAAGAACAUCCCCUUAUACUUUUUCAAGA